This is a messenger RNA of Mya arenaria, 1674 nucleotides long. RefSeq lists its product as uncharacterized. NCBI's taxonomy places the organism in Eukaryota, Metazoa, Mollusca, Bivalvia, Myida, Myidae. The transcript has 2 exons. The record is from RefSeq and is a predicted model, not a curated record. Bases 1 to 1674 code for a protein of 557 amino acids.
AUGCCGAUAUCGAUCCGAUAUGGCCAUGAUCACUUGACUGUACCGGUUACCGUACCUGCUACACCGUACCUGUUACCGUACCAGCUACUAUGUAUCUACUACCGUAGUUGCAACCUUGUACCUACUACCGUACCUGUUACCCUGUGUCUUUACCGUACCAGUUACUCUGUGCCUGUUACCUACCUGUCCCCACCUGUAUCAUCCAGCGUACCUGCUUCUGUACCUGCCCCCACCUGUAACUGCUACCGUACCUGCUACCGUACCUGUCCCCCAUACCUGUACCUGCUACCGUACCUGCUUUCGUACCCGCCCCACACAUUUACCUGCCAAUGUAGCUGCUUCCGUACCUGUCCCACACCUGUAUCUGCUUCCGUACCUGCCCCACACAUGUACCUGCUUCCUUUCCUGCGUUCGUACCUGCCCCCACAUGUAUCUGCCACCGUACCUGCUACCGUAUCUGCUCCCCCUGUAUCUGCGAUCGUACCUGCUUCCGAACCCGCCCCCCCCCCCCCACACACACUCCUGUAUCUGCAACCGUACCUGUUCCCGUAUCUGCCCCCACCUGUAUCUGCCAUCGUUCCUGCCUCCGUACCUGCCCGAUCCCCUGUACCUGCUACCGUACCUGCUUCCCCCUGUAUCUACCAUCUUACCUGCUACCGUACCUGCUCCCCCCUCUGUAUCUGCUACCAUACCUGCCUCCGUACCUGCCCACCACCUUUACCUGCUCCCCCCAUGUAUCUGUUAACGUACCUGCUUCCGUACCUGCCCCCCUCCUCUGUACCUGCUACCGUGUCUGCCUCCGUACCUGCCCCCACGUACCUGCGACCGUACCUGCAACCCCCCCCCCCCUCUCCUGUACCUGCUACCGUACCUGCGUCCGUACCUGCCCCCCUCCCCUCCUGUACCCGAGAACGUACCUACCCCCCCCCCUCCCCUGUACCUGCUACCGUACCUGCCUCCGUACCUGUCCCCACCUGUACCUGCUUCCGUACCUGCUCCCCUUUACAUGCUCCCCUUUAUUUGUUCCCCUGUACCUGGUACCCUACCUGUUUCCGUUCCUGCUCCCCUGUACCUGUUCCCGUACCUGCUCCCCUGUACCUGUUUCCGUACCUGCUCCCCUGUACCUGCUUCCGCACCUGCUACCAUAUACUCUGUACCGGCUUCCGUACCAGCAAUUCUGUUUCUGCUUCCGUACCAGCAACUCUACGCCUGCUACAAUUCUGCUAUUCUGCACACGUUACCGUACCUGCAAUUCUGUUUCUGCUCCCGUACCAACAACUCUACACCUGCUACAAUUCUACUAUUCUGCACACGUUACCGUACCUGCAAUUCUGUUUCUGCUCCCGUACCAGCAACUCUACGCCUGCUACAAUUCUGCUAUUCUGCACACGUUACCGUACCUGCAAUUCUGUUUCUGCUCCCGUACCAACAACUCUACACCUGCUACAAUUCUGCUAUUCUGCACACGUUACCGUACCUGCAAUUCUGUUUCUGCUCCCGUACCAGCAACUCUACGCCUGCUACAAUUCUGCUAUUCUGCACACGUUACCGUACCUGCAAUUCUGUUUCUGCUCCCGUACCAACAACUCUACACCUGCUACAAUUCUACUAUUCUGCACUACCGUACCUGCAAUUCUGUACCUGCCACCGUACCUGCUUCUCUGUACCGUAUGA